AUGGAGACCGUUCUAGUGGUCGGAGCAACUGGCAACAUCGGCGUAUCAGCCGUCAAGGCGGCCCUGCGUUCGAAGCGCAGUGUGCUGGCCGUAGUCCGGAACCAAGCUUCAGCUGACAAGCUCACCAAGCACGUCGGGUCAUCCGAGGGCAUCACCUUCGUCGAGGCCAACGUCGCAUCCGAUUCCGGAGUGAAAGGCGUCGUUGACAAGGUCCGAGCCGGCAAGCUACCGGCCUUCCAACAUGUGUGGUCUUCCGUGGGCGGGGAUUAUACAACCAUUCCCCUUGCCGAGAUCACCACCGACCGCUUGCGCUACAACAUGAACCACGGCUUCGAGGCCAACUUCUUUGCCUACCGCGACACCAUCGGCUACCUGCUCGAGCAAAACCACCCCUCCAGCACGUGGACCAUCUGCACGGGAGCGCAAGGCGACCUGGCACUCUUCCCCCUCCCGGCCAUGACGCAGGGCGCCCUGUUCCCGUUCUGCAAGGCCGCCGGGCGCGAGAACCUGGAGACCAAUGUGCGCUUCAACGAGGUGUACCUCGCGUUCCGGGUCGAGGUGGACGAGGCCGCCGCGCAGCAUGGCGUUACGAGCGCCACGGAGUUCUCGUAUGUUUACGAGCAGGUCCUGGGCAGGCCCGAUGUUCGCAGUUCGCGCGUCCGUGUUGAGGGUGUCGAGGACAUCAAGGAGUUGAGAUUUGAGAAGAGGGUCUGA
Messenger RNA from Anthostomella pinea, 714 nucleotides. Lineage: Eukaryota; Fungi; Ascomycota; Sordariomycetes; Xylariales; Xylariaceae. The record is from the annotation of a GenBank genome assembly.